Molecule: messenger RNA, 712 nt
Organism: Porites lobata
Lineage: Eukaryota; Metazoa; Cnidaria; Anthozoa; Scleractinia; Poritidae
Source: the annotation of a GenBank genome assembly
AUGACCCUCAUAGACAAUGAAGAACUGCUUCUCCUGUACGACUUGAAUUCAUCAAAGAACCUCGACUUACCGUACUGGAGAUAUGACAAAUUCGAUCUCGAUACCUUGACAGACGCCGAAUGCAAGAGCGAAUUUCGGUUUCUCAAACAUGACAUCUACACUCUUCUCAAAGUGUUAAAUCCCCCCGGAGAAAAUCGUUUGUGAAAACCGUUUUUACGUUUACAGUGAUGAAACUCUCUGCAUGCUUUUAAGACGAUUUGCAUAUCCAUGUAGAUACGAAGAUUUGGUACCAAGAUUUGGAAGGGCUGUGCCGAAAUCAGCAUGGUUGUGAAUGAAAUGAUAAGUUUAAUCUUUGCGCGACAUGGUCAUUUACUGACUGAUUUUAACAAGCCAUGGCUAUCACCAGCAAAUCUAGUAACGUUUGCAGAUGCGGUUUAUCGAAAGGGAGCAGCACUUGAAAACUGCUGGGGAUUCGUAGACGGUACCGUGCGACCAGUGUGUUGACCAGGAGUUCACCAGCGAGUACUCUGUAAUGGACACAAAAGGGUUCAUUCCAUUAAAUUCCAGAGUGUUGUUGCUGCAAAUGGAAGGUCAACGACAUGAUAGUGGUAUGUUGGCAAUGUCUGGCUUGCUGCCAAUGUUAGAGGUUCAUUCCAUAUCACCAAAUGGUCAACCCCUCUGUAUUUACGGCGACCCUGCUUACCCUCUUAGG